This is a messenger RNA of Hansenula anomala, 822 nucleotides long. It is a transcript of the gene ECI1, whose product is annotated as dodecenoyl-CoA isomerase. Gene Ontology annotation, biological process: fatty acid beta-oxidation. Gene Ontology annotation, cellular component: peroxisomal matrix. The transcript has a single exon. The record is from RefSeq and is a predicted model, not a curated record. Lineage: Eukaryota; Fungi; Ascomycota; Saccharomycetes; Phaffomycetales; Wickerhamomycetaceae. Bases 1 to 822 code for a protein of 273 amino acids.
AUGGCUGAAGGUAAAGACAUCCUAUACGAAGUUAGAGACAAAUUCGCAAUCAUCACCCUUAACCUUCCAAAGGGGUUGAAUGCCUUAAACAAUGAUCAAUACUUGUUACUAGGUAUUCUUGUCGAAAGGGCAGAUAGGGAUCCAAAUACCGUUUUCACAUUCAUUAGAUCAACUGGUCGUUAUUUCAGCGCUGGUGCAAACGUUAAAGAUGUUAAUCUAGUUAUUGAAGAGAAUAAGUCAGAAUUGGAAGAUAAAAACUAUUGGUUAUCUAGAUUCACCGCAAGAAAUGCUUACCUUACUACAAUUUUCCAUGAUCAUUCAAAAGUUUUAAUUGCCGCUUUAAAUGGUCCUGUUGUUGGUUUAAGUUCUGCUUUGGUUUUGCUGUGUGAUUUCGUUUAUGCCAUCAAUGAUGAUGUUUUCUUAUUGACACCUUUUGCCAACUUGGGAUUGGUUAGUGAAGGUGCUGCAGCUGCAACUUUGGUUCAAAGACUAGGUUUAAGUACUGCUAAUGAAGCUUUAUUGUUAUCUAGACCAAUUGGGGCAAAAAAAAUGUAUGAACGUGGGUUGAUUAACAAGAUUUAUAACUUGAAAGAUACAAGCAAGUUUAAUGAUUUGGUUUUGGAGGAAUUUUGGUCAAACUCUAAAAAUUUGGAAUUUUCAAGUAUCCUUGAUAUCAAGAAAUUGAUCAAAGCAAAUUAUUUACAAGAUUUACAAAGUACAAAUGCUAAAGAAGUUAUCGGUGGGAUGCAAAAAUGGGUUCAAAAUAUUCCACAAAAAAAAUUCAAAAGUAUUGCUAAAAAGCAAAUGAAGCACAAGAUGUAG